AUGAAUCUUCCCCUUUGUCUCAUACUUUUGGAUUUUUUAACUAUUCUUAACUGUUUUUGUGAUCUUAGCGUUUUACCCACGCGUCGUGCAGUUCGCAUACUGGGCAGGAGAUACGCGCUGACGGCUACGGGAUAUAAGUACCUGGACAUCGGCAUCAACGUCGGUCCGCCGAGCUACGUCGAGAUCGCGAUAGGCGAUCAUCGAGGAAACGAGCUGAGCCUGUCUCUUGAAACGUGGAAGGGACUCUACGAACAACGAUGGGACAUUCAGGACCGUCUCUGCAAGGAUGUUCGCGGCCGUCCUAUCACCGUUGGACCGUUGACGGUGCGAUUCAGUGCGAUGAACGAUACCAAACUCGUGUGUCUGGAUUCGUCCGACGUACGGUUGAUGAUGACCGAAUCGACGUUUCUUACCAUGAUUAACCUGGAUCACUGCAUCGAGCUGACGUACGCUCAGUUGGAUCGUGUCGUGGAUAAAGUCGAAGCAAAGGUUGCGCAAUUUUCGAAUAUCGCGUCCGCUGAGACGAAGGAUGCGUCGAACGCAAUACGCGCCAGCGAAUUCUUCAACGGAAACCACAUUAUAGAUUGUGAGCUGUUCGCUCUGGUUUUUGAUACACCGAUGUAA
Ooceraea biroi (clonal raider ant) is the source of this 624-nucleotide messenger RNA. RefSeq lists its product as uncharacterized. Lineage: Eukaryota; Metazoa; Arthropoda; Insecta; Hymenoptera; Formicidae. The record is from RefSeq and is a predicted model, not a curated record.